UUGAAUGGAUCGGAUCAUAUAUCCACCGGACAAUGCAAAUUGUACCGAUGAAACUUGAUUUCUAUCGGUUCUUGAUAUUAAACACCUAUAAUCAACUGCGAACUGCAUAGAUCAGUUCAACCAAAAGCCCCGGAGUUCUAAUGAGUUGGGAGUGUUAACACAGUCAAAUCUCUUUACAGUCUAGAGCCAGCUGAUCAAUUUCCCCACUUGGUGCAUUGCACAACUUCAAAUAUAAAAUCCAAAUCCUUUCAAAAUCUUCGCUUUCCAUUUCCACUUUCGCUUUUCAUACCCUCUCCAAAUCUCAAGUCACCGUCCUAAGCAUUACAAAAAAAGUAUAAUGCCACAACUAACAGAAACCUACGCUUGCGUUCCAACAACAGAACGCGGCCGUGGAAUUCUAAUUUCCGGGAAUCCAAAAUCCAAUUCCAUUCUCUACACUAAUAACCGAUCAGUCCUAAUCCUCAACCUUGACAAUCCUCUCGACGUAUCCGUCUACGGCGAACAUGGUUAUCAAGCUACUGUGGCUCGCUACUCGCCUAACGGCGAGUGGAUCGCCUCUGCUGAUGUCUCCGGAACUAUCAGGAUUUGGGGGGCUUACAAUGAUCAUGUCUUGAAGAAGGAAUUCAAGGUUUUAUCUGGCCGGAUCGACGAUCUGCAGUGGUCGCCGGAUGGAUUGAGGAUCGUAGCGUGUGGUGAUGGAAAGGGCAAAUCACUAGUGCGAGCUUUCAUGUGGGAUUCAGGAACUAAUGUAGGGGAAUUUGAUGGGCAUUCAAGGCGAGUCCUAAGCUGCGCGUUUAAGCCAACAAGACCAUUUCGGAUAGUGACAUGUGGAGAAGAUUUUUUGGUGAAUUUCUAUGAAGGGCCGCCAUUUAAAUUCAAAUCAUCUCACAGGGAUCAUUCAAAUUUUGUCAAUUGUGUAAGGUUUUCUCCUGAUGGCAGCAAAUUCAUCAGUGUAAGCUCUGAUAAGAAGGGCGUAUUAUUUGAUGGGAAGACUGGAGAAAAGAUUGGAGAGUUAUCCUCUGAAGGUGGUCACAAGGGGACCAUUUAUGCAGUUAGCUGGAGUCCAGAUGGUAAACAGAUUCUUACAGUUUCUGCUGACAAGUCAGCUAAAGUGUGGGAGAUCUCUGAUGAAGGUAAUGGGAAACUGAAGAAAACAUUGACAUGUUCUGGCUCAGGUGGAGUGGAUGACAUGCUAGUUGGUUGCCUUUGGCAGAAUGAUCAUCUUGUCACGGUUUCUCUUGGUGGCAUGAUCAGUAUCUUCUCUGCAAGUGAUCUGGAUAAAACUCCACGACAAAUAUCUGGACAUAUGAAGAAUGUUACAUCAUUAGCUGUUCUUAAAAAUGUCCCAAAAACCAUAUUAUCCAGUAGUUAUGAUGGUUUGAUAGUUAAAUGGAUUCAAGGGACUGGAUACAGCUCUAAAUUACAGCGGAAAGAGAAUGCUCAAAUCAAAUGUUUAGCUGCUGUUGAAGAAGAAAUUGUCACAUCUGGAUUUGAUAAUAAGAUUUGGAGAGUUCGUUUUCAUGGAGAUCAGUGUGGAGAUGCUGAUUCCAUUGACAUUGGUGGUCAACCAAAAGACUUAAGUGUUGCCUUACUCUGUCACGAGCUGGCAUUGAUCACAAUUGAUUCAGGUGUUGUCAUACUCCGUGGUACAAAAGUUGUGUCAACCAUCAAUCUUGGUUUUGCUGUAACAGCCUCCGCAAUUGCACCUGAUGGAAGCGAAGCAAUUAUAGGUGGGCAAGAUGGUAAAUUGCAUAUAUAUUCUGUUACUGGUGAUACCCUUAAGGAAGAGGCGGUCCUUGAGAAGCACCGAGGUGCUGUCAGUGUCAUACGUUAUUCCCCAGAUGUUUCAAUGUUUGCAUCUGGUGACGCGAAUAGAGAAGCUAUUGUUUGGGACCGUGUCUCUCGAGAGGUGAAGCUUAAGAACAUGUUGUACCAUACUGCCCGCAUAAACUGCCUUGCUUGGUCUCCUGAUAGCAGCAUGGUUGCUACUGGAUCACUUGAUACUUGUGUCAUUAUAUAUGAAGUUGACAAGCCAGCAUCUAGCCGGAUUACCAUAAAGGGGGCUCACUUGGGCGGCGUUUAUGGAUUAGCUUUCACUGAUGAGUCGAGUGUGGUAAGCUCAGGUGAGGAUGCCUGUGUCCGUGUUUGGAGAUUAAGCCCACAAUGAUAUGAAGGUUACCUUGAAGUUUGGUGAGAAAGCCGGAUAAUUUAGGACUUGUGUUGUUGUAUAAGUUUGGUUGCAAUGCAAUUGGAGAGAGUUCAAAGAAUUGGUACACUCAUGGAGAUGCUUUGCCCCUUUUUUUUGUAGCCUUUUAUAUUGGAAGUAGCCAACUAGAAACAGCAGUUGUUAUUUAUUCCCUUCCGCUGCUUAUAGAGUUGGCAGUGUUCACAUGGCUGGUGACUGAGUUAAGCGAAUUUCUGCAGUAUUGUCCGGGUAUUUUCCGCCUUUGCCUUGGUUCAAUGGGAGGUUGCAGAAGUUUUAUUUUGAUCUCAAGACUCAAAAGCAGUUCCAAAUAGAAUAUAGCGAAGAAUCAGUUGAGGCGCAAAGUGAUCCAAGUGCCGAUUGUAAAAGGAUUGUUAAUGCUAGCAUGUUGCUCCAUUUUUUUGUGGAGAUGAUGCUAGUUAGUGUGUGUUGUUACAUUUAUGUAAUAUUUCUCAUCUGCAGAUCUGUUAUUUUGUGUGCCUGGUUUGGUGUAAAUUUAAGUAAUUUGAGUGUUAUAUUUUUCAUUUCAUUUCAUUUUGAGUAA
Jatropha curcas is the source of this 2747-nucleotide messenger RNA. Its product is annotated as transducin family protein / WD-40 repeat family protein. Gene Ontology annotation, cellular component: cortical actin cytoskeleton. Lineage: Eukaryota; Viridiplantae; Streptophyta; Magnoliopsida; Malpighiales; Euphorbiaceae. Gene Ontology annotation, biological process: actin filament depolymerization. Gene Ontology annotation, molecular function: actin filament binding. The record is from RefSeq and is a predicted model, not a curated record.